AGUCUGUGCUUGCAAGUUCUGUCUGACUAUCACGUGACGAGUUGCUGGUUGCUUGAGAUAGAAGUAGCUGGUCGCGACAUUGAGCUCCGUUGUGAAUGCAGUACAGUAUUAGCUGCCACUAACAGAAAAGAUGGUGGUGUAUAGUGCUAAAAACUAAAUGUUUGACAGUACAUGCUACGUGAGGUGUGACAGUUAUCCAGCCAGGUGGAGGAGCAGGUACAGUAGCUAUGUGGGUGUUCGGUUAUGGCUCUCUGAUCUGGAAGGUGGAUUUUCCCUAUGAGGAGAAGCGGAUCGGCUACAUUUUAGGCUUCAGCCGGCGCUUCUGGCAAGGCAGCACCGACCACAGGGGAGUGCCAGGCAAGGUGACGUAUCUAUCUGUAUGGAUGACUAGUGAAGGGAGUCCUGGCCGAGUCGUGACUCUGGUGGAGGACCCAGAGGGUUGUGUCUGGGGCGUGGCAUAUAAGCUGCCGUCUGGCCGAGAGCAGGAAGUGAAGUGUUUCCUUGACUACCGGGAGAAGGGCGGUUACCGCGUCAUCGCAGUGAACUUUCACCCCCGACCCUCCGUGACCCCCACACGACACACUGACACUCUCCCUGAACCCAGCCAGGCUCUGCUCUACAUCGGUUCUAAUGACAGCCCUGACUACCUGGGUCCCGCCCCCCUGGAGCUGAUAGCCAAUCAGAUUGUAGAUGCUGUCGGACCAAGUGGACGGAACACUGAAUACCUGUUUUCAUUGGCUGAGGCGCUGAGGACUCUCCUCCCUGAAGACUCAGACACACACCUCUUCUCUCUCGAAGACCUGGUUAGAGAGAGACUAGCACACACACUUACUACAUGUGUGUCAGUAAACCAUCGCAGGGAUGCUGUAGAUUGUCAGUCAUGUGAUUGUCUCCAGGACCAUUCAGAGCUGGGUUAAGGUUAGGGUUAGGACCGUUCAAAGCUGGGUUAGGGUUAGGACCUUUCAAAGCUGGGUUAGGGUUAGGACUGUUCAGAGCUGGGUUAGGGUUAGGACUGUUCAGAGCAGGGUUAGGGUUAGGACCGUUCAGAGCUGGGUUAAGGUUAGGACUGUUCAGAGCUCGGUUAGGACUGUUCAGAGCUGGGUUAGGGUUAGGACUGUUCAGAGCUGGGUUAGGGUUGGGACUGUUCAGAGCUAGGGUUAGGGUUGGGACUGUUCAGAGCUGGGUUAGGGUUAGGACUGUUCAGAGCUGGGUUAGGACUGUUCAGAGCUGGGUUAGGGUUAGGACUGUUCAGAGCUGGGUUAGGACUGUUCAGAGCUGGGUUAUGACUGUUCAGAGCUGGGUUAGGGUUGGGACUGUUCAGAGCUGGGUUAGGGUUAGGACUGUUCAGAGCUGGGUUAGGACUGUUCAGAGCUGGGUUAGGGUUAGGACUGUUCAGAGCUGGGUUAGGACUGUUCAGAGCUGGGUUAGGGUUGGGACUGUUCAGAGCUGGGUUAGGACUGUUCAGAGCUGGGUUAGGACUGUUCAGAGCUGGGUUAGGGUUAGGACUGUUCAGAGCUGGGUUAGGGUUAGGACUGUUCAGAGCUGGGUUAGGGUUAGGACUGUUCAGAGCUGGGUUAGGGUUAGGACUGUUCAGAGCUGGGUUAGGGUUAGGACUGUUCAGAGCUGGGUCAGGGUUAGUAGAAUAUGUACCAAACCUGCCAGGUCAGUGUUACUUUUUGCGGCGUUCAAAACAACUGGGAAUUCGAUAAAAAACGAGCUCUGACUGGGGAGAAAUCGAUUUGAACGGUCAUCCAACUCGGGAACUCGGGCCUCUUUCUAGAGCUCACUGACGUCAUGAUUUGACCUUAUAUUUUUACAAAUUCCCAGUAGUUUUGAACGCGGCAUUAGUCCUAUCUCUAAGGACUGGUUUACUGUUCGAGAUCUCUCACUUUCCAGCGAUGUCAUUUAAACCUGUCUCACGCUCCAGUGAUGUCAUUUAAACCUGUCUCACGCUCCAGUGAUGUCAUUUAAACCUGUCUCAUGCUCCAGUGAUGUCAUUUUAAACACUUGUCUCAGUCUCCAGUGAUGUCAUUUAAACCUGUCUCAUGCUCCAGUGAUGUCAUUUAAACCUGUCUCACGCUCCAGUGAUGUCAUUUAAACCUGUCUCACGCUCCAGUGAUGUCAUUUUAAACACUUGUCUCAGUCUCCAGUGAUGUCAUAUUAAAUAGCUGUCUCACUCUUCAGUCCAUAUAGACAGGUUGGUUAUUUAGCAACAAAACUGACGCAUUGAGGUAGUAUGUACAGUUGAAGUCGGAAGUUUACAUACACUUAGGUUGUAGUCAUUAAAACUUGUUUUUCAACCACUCCA
Molecule: messenger RNA, 2308 nt
Organism: Oncorhynchus mykiss (rainbow trout)
Lineage: Eukaryota; Metazoa; Chordata; Actinopteri; Salmoniformes; Salmonidae
Source: RefSeq, a predicted model, not a curated record